Xiphias gladius (swordfish) is the source of this 3791-nucleotide messenger RNA. RefSeq names its product SEC62 homolog, preprotein translocation factor (gene sec62). Gene Ontology annotation, cellular component: endoplasmic reticulum; endoplasmic reticulum membrane. The record is from RefSeq and is a predicted model, not a curated record. Bases 66 to 1322 code for a protein of 418 amino acids. Gene Ontology annotation, biological process: post-translational protein targeting to membrane, translocation. The transcript has 8 exons. NCBI's taxonomy places the organism in Eukaryota, Metazoa, Chordata, Actinopteri, Istiophoriformes, Xiphiidae.
CGAUACCACAUGCUCUACGCGCGUGCGCCGCCUCGCGCACGUCGGAGGAGCUGAGUUGGAGGAUCAUGGCGGAGCGCAGGAGACACAAGAAACGGAUCCAGGAGGUGAGCGAGCCCACCAAGGAGGAGAAGGCGGUGGCCAAGUACCUCCGAUUCAACUGCCCCACCAAGUCCACGAGCAUGAUGGGUCACCGGGUCGACUACUUCAUUGCUUCCAAGGCAGUGGACUGUCUGCUGGACUCCAAGUGGGCCAAGGCUAAGAAGGGAGAGGAGGCGCUGUUCACCACCAGGGAGUCUGUGUUGGAUUACUGCAACAGACUUCUAAAGAAGCAGUUCUUCCACCGAGCUCUCAAAGUGAUGAAGAAAAAGCCUGAGAAAGACGCUAAGAAAGAGAAAGAGAAAGAGAAGUCCAAGGGCGACAGCAGCAAAGAGGAGGAGAAAAAAGGGAAGAAGGAGAAAGAGAAGAAGAAAGAGUCUGAGGCUGCUGAAACAAAGAAAGAGAAGAGCGAUGACAGUCCUGGAACCCCCAAGAAGAAGAAAGAAGUGAAGAAGAAGUUCAAACUGGAGCCUCACGAGGAUCAGCUAUUCCUGGAUGGAAAUGAGGUUUACGUGUGGAUUUAUGAUCCUGUCCAUUUCAAGACAUUUGCCAUGGGACUGAUCCUGGUCAUUGCAGUGAUCGCGGCCACACUGUUCCCACUGUGGCCAGCGGAAAUGCGUGUAGGAGUUUACUAUCUAAGUGUUGCUGCAGGCUGCUUUGUCGCCAGUAUAUUGCUCCUAGCUGUCGCCCGCUGCAUCCUCUUCCUGAUCAUCUGGCUGGUGACCGGCGGGCGCCAUCACUUCUGGUUCCUCCCCAACCUGACGGCAGACGUUGGUUUCAUCGACUCGUUCAGGCCGCUCUACACUCACGAGUACAAAGGGCCACGAGCCAGCAACAAGAAGGGUUCAGACAAGACCGACGAGAAGGACAGCGCCGCCUCGGCCAAGACUCAGAAAUCGGACAGUGACGAGAAGUCAGACAGUGAGAAGAAGGACGGCGAUUACGAAGAGGAGGAGGAAGAGGAGGAGAGCAAAGAGGCGGGGCGAGAGGAGAGUAAAGAAGCGGAGAGGGAGCGCCACUCAGACACAGACAGCGACCGUCGUGAGGACGAAGGCUCGCAGCACAGCAACGGAAACGACUUUGAGAUGAUCACUAGAGAGGAGCUGGAGCAGCACACGGAGGAGGAAGAAGAGGAGGAGGAGGAGGAAGAGGAGGAAGACGAAGAGACGCAAGAGAGGAAAGAAGAGGGUGGGAGUGAGACUAAACCCCAGACUGCUGAAACAUAAACUUCUUACAAUCCCAUCACUCUCUACUUUUCUCUCUCUGUCCUUCCCUCCCUCCUUGCUGUGAUCCAGGACCUGAUGGUCCGGUCUCUCUGAGCCCGCUGAGGCCCUGGAGAGCCUCCAUCUCUUCUUGUUUAGAUCUUCCACUAAACAGUACCGAUAGACCAGAACCGGGAUAGACGUAACGCUGAAAAGUUAAAGGCUACGACAAUGGGGGGAAAAAUGUAAAAAUUAUUUAAAAAAAUAAAAUUAAAUUAAAAAGUAUAAAAAUUAAAAAAAAAAAAAAAAAGAAGAAGAAGCCUUAUGGUGGAUCUGAUUCCUCCGACCCAAAUGUUAUUUAUGUUAAAAUGAAAACUGCCACCGGACAUGUUUGCCUGAGGAAGUUGUCAACAGCCAUCAGACCAACAACACAACUUUUUUCUCGGUUUCUCGUUAAGUUGCUUUUUUUCUUCGCGUCACUUCAACUCAGUGUUUUAUUUAUGUCCCGUCUUUGCUUUCAUGUGGAUGCUUUGUAAAGUGAGGUCGAAUCUAGAUCUAGAUCCAGAGGGAGAGCUAUUGUGCUAAAAUGACCAGUAAGAAAAGAUGUGCUGGUUUCUCUGCCCCGUUUUUGUGUUUUUUUUUCCUUGUCGUCUUUGAGCUCCAUGUCGAUAAUACAAUCACUGUAGCUCUGGAGAUAGACAGAAGGCCCCUUUUCUUUCACCUUGUUUUUUUUUUUUUUUUUUAAUUUCUUUUCUUUUCAGGAGCACGCUUCACAUCCUGUCGAACGCCAGCAAGUCUGAUAGCUUUCUCAGGCAGCACUUAAAGCAAACUGACCAGCGGGUUUGCUUUGAAACAAAACCGGAUGGACCAAAUCCUGUAGUUUACUAAAAACUAGAUAAAUAAAUAAAAACAUUGACCAUAUUGUGGCUGGAUAGAGUAUUUGGAGAACAGAAUAGUGCGGCUCUUUGAGGUACUCGUCAUUGUCAGUAAUAAUUUUUUUUUUUUUUUAAGUUAACGGCAGGUGAUCAUAGUGCAAUCCUCUCACAGUCUGAAGUACUUCUAGUUCAUGUUUAAUGACGUGGGACUCAUCUUUAAGAGUAAAUGUGAGCAACUGGGACACAGCUGGCGCACUUAAUUUUCUUUUUUGGAAAAAGAUUGCAGCAUUUGAUUUAUUUAUACAACAUUGAUUUAUUUGCAAACAGAACUAGAUUAAAAGUGAAGCGAACUCUAGUGCCAAACACAGCUAAUAACAAUGUUAUGCAUGCUGAUUUAAGAUGGAGUGUGAGAUCGAGGGGUACAUUUUGUUAAUUCGUUCGUUUUGUAACCGCAAUGUCGAACUCCUCAAACCUCUCACAUCUUUGACAAAAUAAAGAGGAAAAAAAAGCACAUUGUUAGUGUGUAGCUAAACAAAGAUUUUUGGUCUCAAUGAAACCGUUUAAAGGUGUUUCGCACUAGACUCACAUCCAAAUCAGUCUGGUCUAGUCUCGCACAAGCCGUCGUGUGGAAAAAGCAGGUGUUCAUGAAUCCAGCUCCGCCGACUGGUACAAGCUCGACAGUUUGGUUCCCAGUCAGAGCCCAGUACCUGGCGGCCUCGGUCCAAGCUGUUCCUUCACAUUAUCUUCAGGCUAGAAAAUGUCCUAGAUGCUCUUUUUAGUCAUAGUAAGGAUUAUAUUUAAGUAUAAAAAGUAGAAAUGUAUCAUUUAUAUAUGGAUUCUAUUGAUAUAUCAAAUAUAUACAUACAAUACUUACAGUCUAAGGAACUAUAAAACAGCUUUUCUCCUCCUUUUCUUUUGUAUUGGGAAUAAUAAUUAAGUGUUUAUAAUACAUUUUUGUUUUUAUACGAUCAUCAAGAGUGUACUCAUUUAAGUGGUAACGUGAGAUUAGAAAACCGUGGGAAUUUAUUACAUUUAUUAGAUAUCAGCAUCUUUGUUCAUUUUGUUUUUGACACUGGCCUCAGUAACGUCGAAUGUGUGAGCUGGUCGGUUUCUCGGGCGCUGCCAAAUGGUUAGUCAUUAACCCGAGGUUAUAAAACCAGCGGCUUGUGUAAUACAGAGUGACCUGCCAUUUCCCACAUAAUCUGAUGUGGCAAAAACAAUAUUUUAAUAUAUUCCAUACACUUUCUGUCCAGUUGUCCUGAAAAUGAACUCAUCUCAACUGUAUUUAGCAGUUUGUUCUCCUGUAAUCCCACUGAGGUUUGUAGCUCUUUGACUUUCUAACUCACACACUACCAUGUUGUUGCUCUUGUUUGUUUUCUAAUAUCUUUGGAGUUUGUUUUUUCCUUCCCCAAAUGGGCAAAGUGCAUCUCUGUGUCCUCUGGGGUGUCAGUGGCUCAAUAUUGGCAAAAAGCAUUUCACAAAAGAGAGAAAAUAAAUUAUUCUCCCAAUUGUUCUUGACUGUUGCACAGUAUCGGUCUGUUGUAUAUUGUAUUAUCUCUAUGCUGCUGCUUCUCAUCACACAUUUCUGGGGGAAAUAAAAGUGAAAUUGUAAAACAUC